Messenger RNA from Antrostomus carolinensis (chuck-will's-widow), 3732 nucleotides. RefSeq names its product kinesin-like protein KIF21A. Gene Ontology annotation, biological process: spindle elongation; mitotic spindle organization; microtubule-based movement. Gene Ontology annotation, cellular component: microtubule associated complex. Gene Ontology annotation, molecular function: microtubule motor activity; ATP binding; microtubule binding. NCBI's taxonomy places the organism in Eukaryota, Metazoa, Chordata, Aves, Caprimulgiformes, Caprimulgidae. The record is from RefSeq and is a predicted model, not a curated record.
AUGCGGCUAUUGUACGGCGCUCCAGGAACCGAGCGAAAGCAGCAGCCUGUGAAACUGCCUCAGCCUGGCACUGCGAACUGUGCCCGUGUCUCUCUCAGAAUUAGACCGCAGCUAGCCAAAGAGAAGAUUGAAGGAUGCCAUAUUUGUACAUCUGUCACACCUGGUGAACCUCAAGUGUUCUUGGGAAAAGACAAGGCCUUCACUUUUGAUUAUGUUUUUAACAUUGAUUCACAGCAAGAAGAGAUCUACAUACAGUGCAUAGAAAAACUGAUUGAAGGUUGCUUUGAAGGCUAUAAUGCCACUGUUUUUGCUUAUGGCCAAACAGGUGCUGGCAAAACAUAUACCAUGGGCACUGGAUUUGAUGUCAACAUUACAGAAGAGGAACAAGGCAUUAUAUCGCGUGCUGUUAAGCACCUUUUCAGAUGUAUUGAAGAAAAAAAACAAGCUGCUAUUAAACAAGGACUUCCACCUCCAGAUUUUAAAGUGAAUGCGCAAUUCUUAGAGCUUUACAAUGAAGAAAUUCUUGAUCUGUUUGAUACCACGCGUGAUAUUGAUGCAAAGAAUAAAAAAUCAAAUAUUAAAAUACAUGAAGAUUCAAAAGCAGGAGGAAUUUAUACAGUGGGUGUUACAACACGAACUGUGAAUGGAGAAUCGGAGAUGAUGCAGUGCUUGAAGCUGGGGGCUUUGUCUCGGACCACUGCCAGCACUCAGAUGAAUGUUCAGAGCUCACGGUCACACGCUAUCUUUACUAUACACUUGUGUCAAACCAGAGUUUGUCCUGCAUUUAGCACUGAUAAUGCAACUGAUAACAGGAUAAUAUCUGAAUCUUCUGAGAUGAAUGAAUAUGAAACCCUUACAGCCAAAUUCCAUUUUGUUGACCUAGCGGGAUCUGAAAGGUUAAAGCGAACGGGAGCUACAGGAGAAAGGGCAAAAGAAGGCAUUUCCAUCAACUGUGGACUACUUGCACUUGGCAAUGUAAUAAGCGCGCUGGGAGAUAAAAGUAAGAAAGCAACUCAUGUACCAUACAGAGAUUCAAAGCUUACGAGACUACUUCAAGACUCUCUUGGGGGAAACAGUCAAACGCUCAUGAUAGCAUGUGUGAGCCCUUCAGAUAGAGACUUCAUGGAAACCUUGAACACGUUAAAGUAUGCCAACCGGGCGCGGAACAUCAAGAACAAGGUGAUGGUUAAUCAGGAUAGGGCUAGUCAGCAAAUAAAUGCUUUGCGCAGUGAGAUUGCACGGCUACAGAUGGAACUCAUGGAAUACAAAACGGGUAAAAGGAUUAUAGAUGAAGAUGGUGUUGAAAGCAUCAAUGACAUGUUCCAUGAAAAUGCGAUGCUGCAAACAGAAAACAACAACCUGCGUGUUAGAAUUAAAGCAAUGCAAGAGACUAUCGAUGCACUGAGAGCCAGAAUAACGCAACUUAUGAGUGAUCAGGCCAACCAAGUGCUAGCCAGAGCAGGAGAAGGAAAUGAAGAAAUUAGCAACAUGAUUCAUAAUUAUAUCAAGGAAAUUGAAGAUCUCAGAGCAAAAUUAUUAGAAAGUGAAGCAGUGAAUGAAAAUCUUCGACGCAACUUGUCAAGAGCUUCAACAAGAUCCACAUACUUUGGUGGACCAUCAGCAUUUUCUGCUUCUAUGAUUUCUUCAGAGAAAGAGACAAUGGAAAUUCUAGAUAUAGCCAAGAAAGAUCUAGAAAAGCUGAAAAGAAAAGAAAGGAAAAAGAAAAAGAGGCUACAGAAACUUGAGGAAAGCAGUCAAGAAGAAAGAAGUGUUAAAGAGGAUAACACAGAUAAUGAGCAGGAGAAGAGAGAUGAAAAAGGCACUUCGGAGAGAGAGAAUAAUGAAUUGGAAGUAGAGGAAAUUCAGGAAGUAAGUGAUCAUGAGGAUGAAGAUGAUGAUGAUGAUGAGGAUGAAGAUGACAUGGAGGUUGUUGAAAGCUCAGAUGAAUCAGAUUCUGACUCUGAUGAGAAAGAAAAUUACCAAGCUGACUUGGCAAACAUCACCUGUGAAAUAGCCAUUAAGCAGAAACUGAUAGAUGAGCUAGAGAACAGCCAGCGAAGGUUGCAAACACUGAAAAAACAAUAUGAAGAGAAAUUAAUGAUGCUACAACAUAAGAUUCGAGACACUCAGCUUGAAAGAGAUCAGGUUCUUCAAAACUUGGGUUCUGUAGAGACCUAUUCAGAAGAAAAGGCAAAAAAAAUCAAGUCAGAAUAUGAAAAGAAACUCCAAGCCAUGAAUAAAGAACUGCAAAGACUUCAAACAGCACAAAAGGAACAUGCACGAUUGCUUAAAAAUCAGUCUCAAUAUGAAAAGCAACUGAAGAAAUUGCAGCAGGAGGUAACAGAGAUGAAGAAAACCAAGGUUCGCUUGAUGAAACAAAUGAAAGAAGAGCAGGAGAAAGCUAGAAUGACUGAAUCUAGAAGAAAUAGAGAGAUUGCACAGCUUAAAAAGGAGCAACGCAAACGAGAGCAUCAGCUCAAGCUUCUGGAAGCUCAGAAAAGAAAUCAAGAAGUUAUCUUACGUCGCAAAACUGAAGAGGUUACAGCCCUUCGUCGACAAGUAAGGCCUCUGUCUGAUAAAGUGGCAGGAAAAGUAAGUCGAAAGCUGAGCCUGCCUGAGCAUCCUAUACAGGAGGCAAGUUCUAGCUCAUCAGUUGAGCACGAUGGUUCAAGAACAGCAGCACAGCAGAAGAUGAGAAUUCCUGUUGCAAGGGUUCAAGCAUUAUCUGUAACUGCAACAAAUGGAACAGGAAAGAAGUAUCAGCGGAAAGCAGUGACGAGCAGAGUUUACUCCUCAAAGGCAGCCAGAAUGAAGUGGCAGUUACUUGAACGCAGAGUGACCGAUAUCAUUAUGCAGAGGAUGACCAUUUCCAAUAUGGAGGCAGAUAUGAACAGGUUACUUACGCAACGUGAAGAACUUACAAAAAGAAGAGAAAAGCUUUCAAAGAAAAGAGAGAAGCUCAUCAAGGAUGGAGGUGGCAGCGAAGCAGAUAGAAAUGUCCAAAACAUAAAUGAAGAGAUGGAAUCACUAACUGCGAAUAUAGACUACAUUAAUGACAGCAUUUCUGACUGCCAAGCAAACAUUAUGCAAAUGGAAGAAGCAAAGGAAGAAGGAGAGACCUUGGAUGUAACAGCAGUGAUUAAUGCUUGCACUUUGACAGAAGCUCGAUAUUUGCUUGAUCACUUCCUCACAAUGGGUAUCAAUAAGGGUCUCCAAGCAGCUCAGAAAGAAGCUCAGAUCAAAGUUCUUGAGGGACGCCUUAAGCAGACAGAAAUUACUAGUGCUACUCAAAACCAACUGCUGUUUCAUAUGCUGAAAGAAAAAGCUGAGUUAAAUCCUGAACUUGAUGCUUUGCUGGGUCAUGCUUUGCAAGACCUAGAUAGCAUACCACUAGAAAAUUUGGAAGAUAGUACUGAUGAGGAUGCCCCAUUGCACAGUCCUGGGACAGAAGGAAGUUCAUUAUCUUCAGAUCUUUUGAAGCUUUGUGGUGAAGUCAAACCCAAAAGCAAGGCCCGCCGAAGGACCACUACCCAGAUGGAAUUGCUGUACGCAGACAGCAGCGAUUUAGUCUCUGAUAUCAGUGCUGCAGACUCUGCUUUGUCUGGUUCUCUUUCAUCAGUUGCAGAAACCCAAGAAAGUGGGAUGGCUGCUGACACAAAUGAUACUUCUGCUAGGGACAGAGAGUUUAUUCCCCCACCAUCUGGCUUACCUUCUAAGAUAGGCAGCAUGUAA